This is a messenger RNA of Endocarpon pusillum Z07020, 2943 nucleotides long. Its product is annotated as Vacuolar protein-sorting protein bro1. NCBI's taxonomy places the organism in Eukaryota, Fungi, Ascomycota, Eurotiomycetes, Verrucariales, Verrucariaceae. The record is from RefSeq and is a predicted model, not a curated record. Gene Ontology annotation, cellular component: endosome. Gene Ontology annotation, molecular function: protein binding. Gene Ontology annotation, biological process: protein transport to vacuole involved in ubiquitin-dependent protein catabolic process via the multivesicular body sorting pathway. The transcript has 3 exons. Bases 1 to 2943 code for a protein of 980 amino acids.
AUGGUGCAGUCGCCGAUGAUUUCAAGUCCGCUGAAGCAGACGAAUGAAAUAGACUGGGUUCUGCCACUGAAAGGAUACAUCAGAACUACGUAUGGAGAUGAUCCAGAACGGUACAAUGAAGAAUGUACCACUCUCAAUCGCUUGCGACAAGACAUGCGGGGCGCUGGCAAGGACAGCGCAUCAGGAAGAGAUCUUUUGUACAGAUACUAUGGCCAGCUUGAACUAUUGGACCUACGAUUUCCGGUGGAUGAGAACCAUAUCAAGAUUUCCUUUACCUGGUUCGAUGCAUUCACAGCGAAACCCACAUCACAGUUUUCGUUAGCCUUUGAGAAAGCCUCCAUCAUUUUCAAUAUCUCCGCUGUUCUUUCUUGCCAUGCUGCGAACCAGAAUCGAUCAGAGGAAAGUGGACUCAAGACGGCUUACCACUCCUUCCAAGCCUCGGCGGGCAUGUUCACCUAUAUCAACGAGAACUUUCUGCAUGCGCCAUCAGUGGAUCUUAGCCGAGAAACUGUCAAGACCCUCAUCAGCAUCACCCUGGCACAGGCGCAGGAGGUGUUUCUGGAGAAGCAAGUUGCGGACGGCAAGAAGGCCGGAUUACUAGCAAAACUGGCGGCGCAGGCCCACGUUCUGUACUCGCAAGCUAUAGAGGGAUGUCAGGAGAACGUAGGCAAAGGCAUCUUUGACCGGUCGUGGGUCUUUGUGGUGCAGACUAAAGCGGCGCACAUGGCUUCUCUUUCAGAAUACUAUCAAGCUCUUGCAGAUGAAGACAGCAACAGUUAUGGAACGGCCGUUGCAAGAUUACAGCUCGCAGAGAAAUCCAGCAAGUCGGCGUGUAGCCUUGCUAAGUCGGUACCGUCGUCUCCAUCACCCGAUUCGAAUCUUGGUUCGGAAACUGGGUCUAUUCUGGUUCAGAUAACGAAAAGGCAUUUCGAAAACGUGCAAGAAAAGCUGUCCGCCUUGAUUAAGGAUAACGACUUCAUCUACCAUCAAACAGUCCCGGCAGAAGCAUCUUUAUCGGCUGUCUCCAAACUUCCCGCAGCAAAAGCUAUCCCCGUGAGUGAAUUGUAUCAGGGCCAGGAUAUUCAGAAGAUCAUUGGUCCAGAUAUCUUCCAGCGAUUGGUGCCCAUGUCUGUGACAGAACAAGCGAGCAUGUACGAUGAAGAAAAAGCCAAGCUCAUACGUUCAGAAGCAGAAAAGGUAGAGACGGCCAAUGGCGAAAUGGAAGCAAGCCUCGACUAUCUCAAACUUCCACAAAGUCUGAAUGUCCUCAAAGGUGGUAGGGACCAGGAAAUUACUGUCGAGGAUGAAUUUAGACGCUGGUGUGAGGAUCUUGCCGGCCACGAGUCCUUCUCCAAAGCGUUUGAACACCUUCAAAAGGAAAAAAGUGCGAUUUUAUCCAGCUUAUCCCAAGAUUCGAAACAGCUUGAUAUGGAAGAAAGUGUUUGUGAGAAGAUGCGCUCUAAAUAUGGUGCGGAUUGGACCCAACAACCCAGCUCAAGAUUAACCUCGAUCUUUCGAAGCGACAUACGGAACUACCGAGACACCAUAGACGAAGCUGGUAACACUGAUUCUCAACUGUUAGCCACAGCAAGGCAAUACGAGAACGAUUUCGAGGAGAUGCGUUCAGCUGGAGAGGCUGACGAGGCCGACAUCUUGUUCCAGAGAGCUUUGAUCAAGGCUGGAUCUGGUAGAGGAAAGAACAGGAGUGGGAAGGGCAGUUCGUACUCGCCAAAUGCCGAGGGCAAUUUAUUAGAUGAUGAUUAUGGUGAAGGCGGGCCGACCGUGGCAGACCAGAUUGCAAGAGUGGAAGAACUCCUCAAGAAGCUCAACCUGGUCAAGCGGGAACGAGCACAAUUGUUAAAGGAUCUCAAGGAGAAGGCCAUGACUGACGACAUAUCAAAUGUGCUCAUUUUGAAUAAAAAAUCGAUAUUGAACCAUGAAAACCAGCUGUUCCAGGCCGAACUGGAGAAAUUUCGUUCCCAUCAGAAUCGUUUGUUAUCAACAGUCCACAAACAGCAGUCUCUCCUCAAAGAGCUUACCAAGACGUAUGGCGACCUGCUACAAGACAAACGAGUGCGAUCUGAUCAACAGAAAUAUGAGGCUAUCACCCGAAACCGGGCUGCUGUGAUGACUAGAUAUAGAAAGGUAUUUCAAGUCUUCGAGGAUCUACGGGAAGGUCUGCAACGAGCGGGAAGAUUUUACAGCGAGAUGAAGCAGACAGUGGACAGCAUUGGUAAGAACGUGGAAGGUUUCGUCAACAACCGCAGAGCAGAGGGUGCCCAAUUACUCAGCCAGAUCGAGCAGAACAAAGCGAGUUCAGCCAGCACACAAGCAUCCGCCGAGCGAGAAAGAUUACAGCAGCUGAUGGAACGGAUGUCGAUGAAUCCCAGCACGGCUUCUUCAGGAGGGUCAGAGUCACGUCCUCCACCGGUUCCAUCACAACCUUCAUAUCAGAACUCGAGAUCUCCUCCUGUCUCACCACAGCAUUCUACUGCUAAUCCUGAUCCGCGGUUCACAAUACCACCACAAAAAACGCCUCGCUCUGCAGAAUCACAGCCCUAUCACCAGUCCAAUCCUCCAAAUGGCUACCAAUAUCCGCCACAACAACAGCCACCCCUUAUCCAUUCACCUCACCAGCAACAGCAGCAGCAGUAUCAACCACCACAACAUGCCUUUUCCCAAGGUGCUGCCGCCCCCCUCUCAGAAGGUUACCACCCGAUGGCAUACCCCUACCAAACACCAAUAUCCACCCAACCAGCGCCAAACCACCAAUUCUUCCCACCCAUAUCUACCACACCUCAACCCAACCCAUCUUUCUACCCUCCACACCAAUCUCCUCCCCCCUCCCAGCCCUCAUUUCAACCCGCACAACCACAGUACCAUUUCUUGCAUUCCAUUCUGGGCGUCUCCUUUACGCGAACAUUUCUGCUCCAGUUUCGAUAG